This is a messenger RNA of Cucumis melo (muskmelon), 785 nucleotides long. RefSeq lists its product as uncharacterized. The coding region runs from base 139 to 531 and encodes 130 amino acids. The record is from RefSeq and is a predicted model, not a curated record. The transcript has a single exon. NCBI's taxonomy places the organism in Eukaryota, Viridiplantae, Streptophyta, Magnoliopsida, Cucurbitales, Cucurbitaceae. Gene Ontology annotation, cellular component: endoplasmic reticulum membrane; endoplasmic reticulum. Gene Ontology annotation, biological process: endoplasmic reticulum to Golgi vesicle-mediated transport; intracellular protein transport.
AAAACCAAAAGUCUUUCUUCAAACCGCUACACCAAAAUCAAUAUCCUUCGCCUCCAAGAAAAGCAUCCAUUCAAUUUCAUUUCACAGAUCUAUCUAUCAAUCUCACUUACUCCUUUUUCUUUCUUCUGAUCUACAUCAAUGGCGUUGGAAUGGGUCGUUCUUGGCUACGCCGCCGCUGCCGAGGCAAUCAUGGUCCUCCUAUUGACCCUCCCAGGCCUCGAUGGUCUCCGGAAAGGCCUAAUCGCCGUCACUCGCAACCUUCUCAAGCCAUUCCUUUCCGUCGUCCCCUUUUGCAUCUUCUUGCUCAUGGAUAUCUAUUGGAAGUACGAGACUCGCCCCACUUGCGAAUCGGACUCAUGUACCCCAUCUGAGUACCUUCGCCACCAGAAAUCGAUCAUGAAGAGCCAACGCAACGCGCUCUUGAUCGCUGCUGCUCUUGUGUUCUACUGGCUGUUGUACUCUGUCACCCAUUUGGUUGUUAAGGUUGAGCAAUUGAACCAGCGUGUCGAGAGAUUGAAGAAUCGGGAUUGAGGAUGGAGAUGAAGUGCGAAUCGUGGGUUUUCGAGUAAUUGGGUCUGUUUUUUUGUUGUUUCUUUUUUUAUGCUUUGCGAUUUUUUUUUUAUAUCUCGGGUUUUGAUGCUAUGUUAUGGUAAUGGCAGCUCGUUUUGUAUUCCACUUUGAUACUCCUAUUAGAUGUUAUGAAACUGAAUACAACUCUUGAAUGUCUUGGCGUCUGAUUUAAAUGCUUGCGGAUUAUGAAGUUCCUAUUUUAGGGUUUUUGUUUU